GUUGUACAUCAAGAUCAUGCUGGAUAACCUCAAAGUUCAUGUGUGAGAUUUGUUUACACUAGUAUUUUUAUAAAAAUAACAUAGGUAUUUUUGGUUUGGAUUUGUGAGAAAGAAAAAAUAAAAAGAUCUAACAAUGGCUGAACAAGUAAAUCAACGUAUUGAGGGCAUGAUAAAUGAACUGGAGCAGAUGCGAAGAACUAAUCUGUUUGACGAUGAUGAAUUAAGGGAAAUAUCUCGUAAAAGAAAGGAAUUUGAAUACAGAAUUCAGAGACGUAUAAAACAAAAAGACGAUUUCGUUCAGUAUAUUACCUAUGAAUUAGCUUUAUUAGAAGAUAUAUCGUUGCGUAGAAAACAGGCAAAGAUUAGCGAUAAAAAGAAAGACAUAGAAUUCGCAAUCGCAAAGCGCUUGAAUAAAUUAUUUAAGCAGUUUAUUUUGAGGUACCAAAACGAGGUGGAGAUAUAUUUCGAGUACAUAAAAUUUUGUAACAGUGUUGGAUUUCAAUAUGCUGUCGGAGCAAUUAUUGGACAAAUGUUACAAAUUCAUGGUGAUAAGCCCAAAACAUGGCAACUAGCAAGCAUUUGGGAGAGCAAAGAAAAGAAUGACCUGGACACAGCGAGAGGGUUUUUAUUGAAAGGGAUCCACAGACAUCCAGAAUCUGAAGUUCUUUACUUGGAAUUAUUUGAGAUCGAAUUGAGGCUGGCUUGUGAAACUGAAAUUGAAGAGGACAAGGAAAAAUAUCUAAAAAGAGCAGAAAUUGUAUGGCAGAACAGCGUUAAGAAUAUUCCUGAAUUGUCCUUUUUGUUCAGACUUUGUGAUUUGUCUAUGAAGUACAAUGAUGGCCCAUUAACAAAGUCUUUAAAGGAAGAAAUUUGGAGAAGACGGGAUGAGAAAGAUGUCUGGGCUUAUAUUGCUUCAAAGGAAUUAGAGGGCUAUCAUUGGGAGCAAAUUGAAGAUUUUGUUGAUCAAGACAACCAAUAUUCUACGGAAUUGCAGAAUUUUAUAGCCGUUUAUGAAGAAGGUCUUCAGCAGUUUCCAGAUGAGAAAUUAUGUACAAAAUACAUCCAUGGUUUACUUGGCUUGAACAACAAUAUUUGCACGGAUUUACAAAAGAUCACCGCAGUGAAACAAGCCUGGAUGUAUGGACAUGAAAAUGGUUUAUUGUCCAAUGAUAUGUAUGCUUUUGGUAUAUCUCUAUUGAAAUUGGAAGGGGAAAUAUCGAGUGAUGAAUUUGUUCAGAUUAUAGAUACAGCGUUAAGUAAAAAUCCAAAAUCAAAAAUACUAUGGGAAGAAAAGAUAUUGCACAGUAAAGAUAAUGAAAAUAAAAUGUUAUCUGUGCUACAAGAUGCAAAUAAAACAAUGAAGGGUGCUGAUUUGUUGCAUCUGUGGAAUUUUGUAUUGGACAAUAUACAAUCUAGUGAUGUGCUAAAUAAAUGCUACAAAAAAUUCCAAACUUGUGAAAGUUUAGUUGUUUUAUCAUUGAAACCCAAACUCUUGCAAAAACUUUAUGAUCAUAAUGGGUUGAAAGCGGCAAGAGAUGCAUAUGACGAUUUUAUAAGGACUCCUCCAACACAAAAAGAAUUACAUCUCGUUAUGAUAAAUAUAGAAAUGGCUCAAGAAAAAGUCGGUGCUAAACAUAUCAGGAAAUGUUAUGAAUGUUUAGUUCAACAUCACGGUUCAAAUUAUGUAGAUGUUUGGUUGAAUUAUAUCAAGUUUGAGAGUCAACACGGGAACGCACAAACAGUACCUCAAGUACAUAGGAGAGCUAUAGCAGCCUUGAAAAAGGAAUUAGUUGAUGAGUUCAUUAGGGCGCAGACAUUAUCUAGAUUACAAUAAAUAGAUUUAAAUGUUA
Messenger RNA from Colias croceus (clouded yellow), 1850 nucleotides. RefSeq names its product U3 small nucleolar RNA-associated protein 6 homolog. NCBI's taxonomy places the organism in Eukaryota, Metazoa, Arthropoda, Insecta, Lepidoptera, Pieridae. The transcript is spliced from 8 exons. Gene Ontology annotation, cellular component: Pwp2p-containing subcomplex of 90S preribosome; small-subunit processome. The record is from RefSeq and is a predicted model, not a curated record. Gene Ontology annotation, biological process: maturation of SSU-rRNA from tricistronic rRNA transcript (SSU-rRNA, 5.8S rRNA, LSU-rRNA). Gene Ontology annotation, molecular function: snoRNA binding; protein binding. The coding region runs from base 134 to 1834 and encodes 566 amino acids.